GUCCAGCGCUCUUUUCUCAGUAACUCUACAGUGAAUGUGUGUUGUACGUUACCACCUGCAGUUCGUUGUCUACAACAGAGUAAUGGCAGGUUGGGCUGCUGCUGCCUCCAGGUCGACAGAGAUGGACUAUGAGCAUGCGCUCAGCCCUGCAGGCAACUAAAUCUCUACUAGUCCUGCUGCAACUCCAUGAACAAGAUCACUGUGAAAUACAGCCGAGCACCCAUCAGUGAUUAUGGACCCGAACUCCAACAACGAGAGGAAAAGGAUCUCCUGGACCAGUUUACCUCCUUCACUGUAGAUGCUGCUCACUCCUCUAUUCACCAACAUCAUCUCAUGGCUGGGAUUCAGCAGCUACCUGUUAACUUGCAGACAAAUGUUUUGCUGAAGCCAUCUGCCUGAAGGAGCAUUAAAAAGACAAAAAAAAAGCAACGUUGGCUGUUGACUGCAAGCAGCUUGUGUGUCUGUGGUUGGGUCUGUAAUAAUGGGGAAGGAACAGGAUCUGCUGGUGGCAGUGAAGACUGGAGAUCUUCUGCUGGCGCACAAACUUCUCUCCAAAGUCAAGUGCAACAAAACCAAGUUGCUGGGCUCCACCAAGAGACUCAACAUCAACUACCAAGACUCAGACGGCUUCUCAGCACUGCACCAUGCCGCACUCACGGGCACCACAGAGCUGCUGUCUCUGCUGCUGGAGGCCCAGGCCACGGUGGAUAUCAAGGACAUCAACGGCAUGCGUCCUCUCCACUACGCAGCAUGGCAGGGAAAAGCAGACUCGGUCUUAUUGUUGCUGAGAGCCGGAGCUUCAGUCAACUCCGCUUCCCAUGAUGGACAGACGCCGUUACAUCUUUCUGCUCAGUAUGGACACUACGAGGUGUCUGAGAUGUUGCUGCAGCACCAGUCUAAUCCCUGCCUGACGAACAAGGCAAAGAAGACUCCUUUAGAUCUGGCCUGCGAGUUUGGCAGACUGAAGGUGGCUCAGUUGCUGCUGAGCAGUAACAUGGUGACAGCCCUGUUAGAAGGGGAGGGGGUGCACGACAGCCUGGAAUCUCCAUCCACCACUCCCCUCCACCUGGCAGCCAGGAAUGGACACAAAGACAUAAUCAAGUUGCUCCUCAAAGCUGGUAUUGACAUCAACAGAGUCACUAAAGCAGGGACGUCUCUGCAUGAGGCUGCCCUCUACGGCAAAACUGAAGUGGUGCGACUGCUGCUUGAUGCGGGCAUCAAUGUGAACAUGCGCAACACGUACAACCAGACAGCUUUGGACAUUGUCAACCAGUUCACCACCUCCACAGCCAGCAGGGAAAUCAAACAGCUUCUGAGAGAGGCAUCAAGCUCUCUCCAGGUCAGAGCGGUGAAGGACUACUGGAACCUCCACGACCCCACUGCUCUUAACCUCCGCGCUGGAGAUCUUAUUAUGGUCCUGGAGCAGCACUCAGACGGCCGCUGGAAAGGUCACAUCCACGACACGCAGCGGGGGACAGACAGGGUGGGCUUCUUCCCGCCUUCAGUGGUGGAGGUCCUCAGCAGACGAGCAGGGGGCACUCUCUCCCGCCAAGCCUCAAUGCCUUGCCAACGUCAACACUUUGCAUCCAGAGCUCCUUCCUCAAGCCAUGGCCCCACCCCUCAGACUGAUGACUCAUACACCCUUGGCUAUGAUCCCACAGGUGCUCCACCUGACAGUCAGCUCUCAACCCCAGCUAGUCCUGCUAGCCCCACUCAGGACAUUUGGGUCCUCAGGAGCUCUCCCACUGGUGACAGAAACAGUGUUGGGAGUGCAGGCAGUGUGGGCAGCAGCCGCAGUGCCGGUAGCGGCCAGAGCUCAGAGAGCGGCCACAAACAGAAUGGGAUUCAAAAUCGCCACAAUGCUGACACUGGCAAGCUGGCUCCCUCUGCUGGUGAAUCAGGAGAUCAUCUCCACAUUGCAGGAGCAGACCAUAGCAAACAGGCUGAUGGAUCCACAGGUGGUUCCCGUCGGCAGGUCAACGGCACUCCUCAGAAAGGCUUCGUGAGGCCAGAGGAGCUUCUGGAGGGCAAGGACUCUGAGGCCAUUUACCAGUGGUUAUGUGAGUUCCAGUUGGAGCAGUACACAUCUAACUUCAUCAGUGCAGGAUAUGAUGUACCCACCAUCAGCAGGAUGACCCCUGAGGACCUGACAGCUAUUGGAGUGACCAAACCAGGCCACAGAAAGAAGAUUUCAAUGGAGAUCUGCAAGCUGAGCAUCCCUGAGUGGCUGCCUGAUUACAUUCCUUCUGACCUGGGAGAGUGGCUGAGUGUGAUUGGACUGCCUCAGUACCAGAAGAGAUUGUGUGACAAUGGCUAUGACUCCAUUACUAUCGUCAAAGACAUUACCUGGGAGGACCUGCAGGAGAUAGGCAUCACCAAACUGGGCCAUCAGAAGAAGCUCAUGUUAGCAGUGAAGAGACUUUGUGACCUGCAGCGCUCUCGUAACCAUGCCGACAGAGCUGGAGGUGGGACUCUUCGACGGAAGCCCCCUGCUGCCCUGGAGCUGGUGGCCAUUGAACACACACCAACACACAAUGUGCACGCUCACGCUCAUGCCCGCUCUGAUGCUCCUUCUGACGACUGCUGCCCCUCCCCUCGCACCCCCAGGACCCUCAUGUCCUUCCAGGACAGUGAGUUGAGCGCCGAGCUGCAGAGUGCUAUGAUGGGCAGAGCUGGGGGAGGAGCUACAGAGGCAUUCGGCAUCAGGGGCGUGACCUCUGCAGCAGUUAUAUCUGCCAUGUCAGUCAGUCAGGAGAGCAUUAGCAUGAGAUCGCGGGGAUCAGGGAAUUCUGGAAAUUCAGGAUAUUCUCAAGAUCACCAGGCUGCACCGUCCUCAGCCAAGAUAUCCAGCCGGUCAGAGGAGAGUCUAGGGAGCGGUGCAGGGGAGGAGGCCAAGCGUGGGGGAAGCAGUCCUGGAGGCAGAGGUAGACAGAGACCUACAGAGAUGUGGGAGCACCAGAGUCGCUCAGCUACCCCCAACAAACUCCCCUUCUCCCCCCUAACACCUCCGCUAACCCCCAGCAAGAUGCCUCGCUUUGCAUACCCGGCCGUCCCACCCAAGGCCAAACACUUCCAGUCUCCAAACCGCCUCUAUCAGCCUCAGCAUCAUCCACCUCCCUCCCCUUCUUCCCCAUCCCCGCAGCCUUCCCCUACACAGAAGGCCUUCAGUUACAUCCACGCUCAGGCAGGAGGCAUCAACGGGGCCCCACGGGUGCUUUCCAAGCCUCUGCCUGGAGCUGUACCUCUGCUGGGACCCCGGCCUGGGCAGGGCCCAGCUGAGGAAGCCCAGAGGGGCCCGCACAAGAAGCGUGCCCAAAGCUUGACUCGCUACGCCUUGUCUGAUGGCGAACCGGAUGAUGAUGACGACCCUGUUCCCUCCCACACCUCUGCUUCCUCUGGAGCCAUGCCCUCCUAUGCCACCCUGUCGCGCAGGCCGGGACGUGGGCACACGAGUGCCACAGGGGCCCAACGCCACAUCAACCGCAGCCACUCUUUUGCUGUGCGAUCUCGACGCAAAGGCCCUCCCCCACCACCGCCCAAGAGGAUGAGCUCGGUAAGUGGCAGCCCGGCACGCCAACCGGGGAAUGGACAAGGGGUGGAGCCAGAGGUGAAGGGCAGGGUGGAGACAGAGAGCUCAGGCAGUGUGAGGAGCAUCGCAGCCAGGUUAGAGGGAAGCAGCAGCAGCAGCCCAUCCAGGAGGAUAGAUAUACCUCCACCUCAUAUCCCAGUUUCACCUGUUUUCAUUCCUGUUUCCUCCCCGAUUCCACAUGGGAUGACUCCUCACGUCAUCCUACAGCACUCCAAACCUGUCCCUGCUCUGGGCGUUGGGGGCCUGAGGAGGACAGGAAGCGAGAGGACAGAAAUGGAGAUUGACAGGCAAACACUUGAAGAGAGAGACAGGAAAAGUGAAAGAAUGUCAAAGAGUGCUACUGCAUCUCCGAAGCACGCUGACCACCUCCCUUUCGCUGAAGAAGGCAACCUCACUAUCAAACAGAGGCCAAGGAUGUCAGCUGUCACCCACGCAGACACUGAAAUCAGAACUUCUCCACAACGUCCAGCCCAGACUCCGACCAGCCUGGAGCUCCCCGAGUUCAACCUGAAAGAGUCUGACACGGUGAAAAGACGACACAAACCCAAAGACAAAGACUCAUUGACACCUGAUGAGGUUACCUCCCCUCACAAAGACAACCACUACCUGCAAACCAACAGUCUUCACACGCACAAUGAAUUCAGGGCGCAGAGUGAUGAUGAAUCUCAGAGGCCAGGGAUUAUGUUCCAGAGAGUGGGCUCCAUGGGAAAAGGCCCAAAGCCUGCAGUGUCCUCAAAACCUCCCAGUCCACUCAAACAACCCCCUAACAGCAGACCAACAACCCCCCAGAAAGCCGUCUGUUCAGUACCAGCUAGUCCACAAACAGCCAUUCCUAAACUAACCAGUGUACAGAUUCACACAGUCUCCCCGAAACUGGGCGGCAGCAUUCACACACAGACAUGUAUACCCAGCCCCAAACCUGUGCACCCACAGACAGUGAUGUCCAAGCCAGAGAGUCCCCAGAAAGCUGCUGGUUUGUCUGUAUCAAGACUCCCUCAGCCCAGCAUGGUGUCUGCAUCAACAGCAGGACUGAACCUCAACGUAGUCCAGAGCGUUACGUUUGCUGCUCCUUCUACCCCAACUCCGGCCCAUUCGUACCCCACCUCGGCACCUCCAGGUCAGACAGGGAAAGUAGGGACGGCCGGUCUGGAGGUGCUGGCUCAGAAGAGGCUGGAGCAAACCAGUACGUCACUGGAGGCUGCUCUCAAAGUGGUGGAGAACAAACUGGCGCAGGGGAGCAGUGUGGACAGUGGCAGCAGCACAGUGAAGGCGGCAGGAAAUAUUCUGGAUGACAUCGGCAACAUGUUCGACGACCUGGCUGACCAGCUGGACGCUAUGUUGGAGUGACACCCCCCCAAGGCCCUCACAAACUUCCUUUCUUAGGAGAGCGACAGACCAAACACGGAGAGUGAGCUCCCUUUGAAGCUGCUGAGAGCAGAGACAGUGGAGGGCUCAGCUCCUCUCCAUCACUCUGGGUAAAUCCAUAACAGAAACUUCAUUUAUCCACGAUGGGGGAAAUUCUCAGAAAGUGCACAUCUGAGGAUUUCCUGCACGACUUUUCCUCAGUAUUGCCCAGUUUUUUUCAACGCGAGCACUUCGCCUUAGGACACACACCUGGGAAUGUUAUUGGAGGAACAACAAACUGCAGCUUCCACACAUCUCUGUGUGUAUGUGUGUGUGUUCAGUAUAGUAUCACUAAAGGGAAUGAGGGUCCACUUUAUUCAUGUUACCUGUAAAUAUAUAGAUGAGUCUAUGGUGACACUGUGUAUGUGUGUAGUCUUUAUACUGAAUAUAUUUAUACUUCUGUAUGUUUGUUUUGUAACAAAUGGAGUUCACUGUUUAAAUCAUUCUGGUGUAUAUUAGCAUAACUGUCUUAUAUAUAUUUUGCUGCUUCUUGUCUAUAACACGGGAAAACUAUUGUAUUUAAAGCAGUGUAUUCCUGAUGUGUUGCAACAUGUUUUUACCAAAGUCUUUUAUCCUCUUCAGGAGGCACGUUGUGGGGCUUCUGUCAGCACUAAGUGAAGAAACAUUCUGUCUUUAAAGCGUUCUUGUCGGUGCAUCAGGUGUGACUGUGGAGCUCAGUCCACCUCCCACUAACAGUUUGGAAGGUUUUACAGCUCGCCUCAGGGUGCUAUGAAGUGAAUUGACUGUAAGUGUGCUGGUUUCAGAGAAGAAUUCCAAAGAGUACAAAGCAUUUCAAGUAAGUCAUCUGAAAGAAUAUGGUCAUUAUUUCAAAGUGACUCAACACUGUUAGAGAUCGGGUGUAUAUAGAGGAGUCUGCAGUGUGCUACAGGAAUCAUUAAAGACUUUAACAUGUUAAAAAAUAAAAUAAUAUCAAAUAAUAAGUUGAUACCUUUUAAAACGCCAUUGCAAAGUUUUUUUCUUUACUUUUUUUUUUUUUUUUUUACAUUUAAAGGGACAGUUCACCCCAAAAUUAAGAAUCCAUAUUUUUUCCCUUACCUGUGGUGUUGUUUAUAAGUCAAAAUUGUUUUGGUGUAAGUUUUAGAGUGUUGGAGAUAUCAGCCGGGGGGGUUGCAUUUUGGCUUUAUUUGACAGUACAGUCAUGCUGUGAAAGGGGGUGAGAGGGUGAAUGACAUGCUGCAAAGGGCUGAGGGUUGGAAUCGCAGCCACUGCGGCAAGGACAAAGCCUUUGUACAAGAGGUACCUGCCCCACCAGGUGAGCUUGUGGGCUUAAGAUAAUCCACAGACCUUGUGAGCAGUUUCAUGUAGGAAAUAUUUUCUUUUUACCAAAGUACACCCACCAGCUGUAUCACUGUGCAGAAGGAAGUGUGCAUCUACUCAUAGAUGAGAGGCUUGUGACAGUGUCAGAUGAGCAUUAACAGCGCCCUCCUUGGCUGAGCUGUAAUGUUAGCGAGCUCAGUGGAGCUACGUAAGCUAGAAUUAGUUGCAUGGUGAUAUGGUUGGCUGGUCUAGACUGAUAAAUAGCAUUACAGGUAAAAGGAAAAUAUAUAUUUUUUGUUUUGAGGUGAACUGUCUCUUUAAAUUCUCCUAGCACACUCCAGACUCUGCUGAGGAGCAGGGACCUCUCACAAAGCAAUCAGUGUGUUAAACAGCUUAUUGUGGUUAACUCUGGCUUUUUCUUUUUUACUUUUAACUGCUGCAAUGAAUGAAUUCCCCAGCAGGAAUCAGUACUUUCAUUAAAUAUGUUACUAUGGAUCUGUUGCAUAUGAUUAGCUCUUCCAUAUACAUGAGCUUAUAGUUGGGUUGAUAAAGUCAGAGUUAACAGAACCAGCUGGUAACCAGCUUUGUGAGGCAAGUUAUUCAGGAUCACCAAAGUUUACUGAAGCCGGAUGUCUCAAAAAGGUUGUACAGUGAACGUAAUGUUUGGGAACUAGGAGCUGUUUCGUUGCAUUUUACUUUCAUUAACCUCUCCCUCUGUUGUAAUGCACCUUACAAAGUAUUCACUGCAUAAAACUAUGCUUUUAUGAUUGACCCACCUAACGCCACUGUCAGCCAUUGACCCAAUGCCAUACACUUAUUGUGCGACUCAGUGUCUGUCUGUGAGCCAUCCUCUGUUAGUGAGCUCAGUAGAGAAAAGCCAUCUUUGAUUUUUCAUUUGUCCUUUUUUUUUAAUGGCCCUCAGAAAGUUCUUCCCAAGUCUUGGAUGCACUGUAAAAAAAAUCAGGGAGUUGGCAUGUUUUUAAGAUUGCGAGGUGUACUUGUAUUUUUACAUCAAACAUAACAUUUAGCACUAUUGAUUCCUGUGUUCUGUUUGGAUGGAUGCCUGUUACUUUUUAAUAAUACUUCCAUUGAAUUCUGUAUCAUCCUGAAAAUCAUUAAAAAGAGAAUUUGUACUGA
This is a messenger RNA of Epinephelus lanceolatus (giant grouper), 7408 nucleotides long. It is a transcript of the gene caskin2a, whose product is annotated as CASK interacting protein 2a. NCBI's taxonomy places the organism in Eukaryota, Metazoa, Chordata, Actinopteri, Perciformes, Serranidae. The record is from RefSeq and is a predicted model, not a curated record. Gene Ontology annotation, molecular function: protein binding.